UGCUGUUUUCUCUUUGCUUUCUCCACUUACAGGACCCCUCGGUGACCCAGCUCACAAACACCAGCCAAAGUGGCUUGGAUGAAUUCAACCCCUUUUCUGAGAGCUCCCAGCUGACAAAUGCAGCCCGGACGACACCGGCCACACAGCCCUCGGGCCACUCGCAGCCUGCGGUUCUGCAGACAUCCGUGGAGCCCACUCCCCAGGCUGUGGCUGCGGCCGCACAGGCUGGGCUCCUCCAGCAGCAGGCAGAGUUAGAGAGGAAGGCAGCUGAGCUGGAGAAGAAGGAAAGGGAAUUACAGAGUCACGCAGCCAGCAUUGAUCCGAGGCAGAACAACUGGCCACCUCUUCCCAAGAAGUGUCCCAUCAAGCCGUGCUUUUACCAGGAUUUUUCUGCAGACAUCCCAGCUGACUACCAGCGGAUAUGCAAGAUGCUCUAUUACUUGUGGAUGUUGCAUUCGAUAACCCUGCUCCUCAACCUGCUCGCUUGCCUGGCGUGGUUCACAGUGCAGACGGAGAGAGGAGUAGACUUCGGUCUCUCCAUCCUGUGGUUUAUUUUAUUCACCCCUUGUGCCUUUCUCUGUUGGUACCGACCGAUUUACAAGGCUUUCAGGUCUGACAGCUCCUUCAGCUUCUUCGUCUUCUUUUUCAUCUUCUUCUGCCAAAUAGCAAUCUACGUCAUCCAGGCUGUCGAAAACAGGUGAGCUUGCGGGUGGAUCGCGGCGCUGUCGGAGCUGCACGGGAACCUGGCCGUGGCCAUCAUCAUGAUGGUGGUGGCAGGAUUCUUCACGCUCUGUGCGGUUCUCUCUCUCUUCCUCCUCAAGCAGGUGCAUUCCCUGUACCGACGCACGGGAGCCAGCUUCCAGAGGGCGCAGGAAGAGUUCUCCCAAGGCAUCCUCACCAACAGGAGCUUCCAGACGGCCGCUGCUGGGGCAGCCUCCUCAGCAGCACACAGUGCGUUCCGAGGAAACUAG
Molecule: messenger RNA, 971 nt
Organism: Nestor notabilis (Kea)
Lineage: Eukaryota; Metazoa; Chordata; Aves; Psittaciformes; Psittacidae
Gene: SCAMP2
Product: secretory carrier membrane protein 2
Exons: 8
Biological process (GO): protein transport
Cellular component (GO): trans-Golgi network membrane; recycling endosome membrane
Source: RefSeq, a predicted model, not a curated record